AUGGACUACGACGCAUACGACGCCUUGCUUCACCACAUCUUCAAGCGUACCCAGGGAGAUGCAUGGUUCAAGCCCUCCCAAGAGAACGUUCACGCCGGAGUUUGCGUGCGUAUCAGCACAGGCCAGUUCCGAGUCUUUCCUUACGAAAACUCCUACCUGGAACCCUUUGAGGCCGCUGUGAGGGUCCUGAAUCCCGUGGUCGCUGUCAAAGUUCGCAGUGCAGCUGUUCAUGUCUCCCUUGGAAGCGUGAGUGAAGAUGCAGAUGCUAUUUAUAUCGAUGGCGAUACUCGCAUCCAAAUUCUCGAUUCUAUGGCAUAUCUUCCUCGCGCUGACAAGGAACAGUGUGGCGCGUUCAUCCGUGACGAACGUGUUCUCGUCGUCUGGUCGGACAACCUCGAUACUAUCAUCCCUCUUUGCCUCGAGUUCGAGGAGAAAUUGAUCAAGGUUGCCUGGGCCCAACGUUUCUCACUCCCCGGCUACGGCUUGCCUAAUUUAUCUUACACCGGUGACUCAUCACCCUCCACCGGUCCUUCGGCGUCCGACGUUGGUUUGAACAAGGAGAAGGUCGAGCCCAUCAUCGCCCCGGCACCACAGCCUGGAGCUCCUUCUUCCACACCGAAGUCGAACGGAUUCUCUUGGUUUGGAUGGAAAAUCAGAGACAAAGCUACUGCUGAAACUGAUCCGGAGAAGGGCGCCCUCUCAAACACUAGGCCUAUGCGUUUGUUUGCCCCUUUCUACGGUGGACUCGCAUGUGCACUAUCGAUCUUCUUCAUCGGUAGUGGCCUUAGUGUUCUGCUACAAGAGUGGCGCCUGGAUGACAACUUCAAUCGCUUUGCACUGAUGGCCACAGCUCCGUUCCUGUUCUGUGUCAGCUUGUUCUUCAGCUUGCAGGUCAUCACAAACGUAUCUUAUGUCCUUGGUCCAGUCGCUCAGUACCACGAGAACUCUCGCUACUAUAGCGCCGUCAAACCUAGUGCGAACAAGGAUAUCGACUCUCACCUUCCUCACAUCACUAUCGAACUCCCGGUCUAUAAAGAAAGUUUGGACUCAACCAUUUCCCCAUCGGUACAGUCGCUCAAGAAGGCCAUGCAGACAUAUGCUCGUCAGGGCGGCACGUCUACGAUCUUCGUCCACGAUGACGGUCUCCAACUUAUCUCCGAAGAGGACCGUCAGGAGCGAAUCGCGUUCUAUGCCGACAACAACAUUGGCUGGGUGGCUCGUCCAAAGCACGAUGAUUCGGAGGGUGGCUUCAAACGACGGGGCCGGUUCAAGAAGGCCAGCAACAUGAACUACGGUUUGAGCGUGAGCUUGCGUAUGGAGUCUUGGAUUACCAAGAUCGAAGAGCAGAAGGCCCGUGAUGCCUCGACAGGGUCGUCCGAGACCGAGGACGAUGACGAGGAGGAAAUCGAGGAGAAGGCGCUCCGACUGGCUCUCGAGGAGAUCUAUGAAGAGAACGGGAAGAAAUGGCAACCUUGGGCAAGGAAUGCGAAGUCUAUCCGUAUGGGGGAGAUCAUCUUGAUCGUAGACUCGGAUACGAUUGUUCCAGAGGAUUGUUUCAGAGAUGCUGCCCGUGAAAUGGCCGAAUCUCCUGAGGUCGCCAUCAUUCAACACGAGUCCGACGUCAUGCAAGUCGCGUUCCAUUAUUUCGAAAACGGUAUCGCCCACUUCACCCGCCGUAUCAACAAGUGUAUUUCCAUGGGAAGCGCCAACGGCGAGGUCGCACCAUUCGUUGGUCAUAACGCAUAUUUGCGGUGGUCUGCACUCCAGGACGCUGCCUUUGAGGACAAGGAUGACGAUAACAAGAAGAAGAUCUGGUCUGAGAGCAACGUCAGCGAAGAUUUCGACAUGGCACUGAGGCUUCAGCUCAAGGGAUACAUCAUUCGAUGGGCCACAUAUUCGGAAGGUGGAUUCAAGGAAGGUGUCUCGCUCACCGUCGACGAUGAGCUCAAUCGGUGGCAGAAGUACUCUUAUGGUUGCAACGAGCUCAUUUUCAAUCCCCUCAUCAAAUGGUGGCGCCUAGGCCCUAUUACCAAACAGCUACGAAUCUUUUUAUGGAGUGCUGCUCCACUCCAUUAUAAACUUAGUAUGAUGUCUUACAUGUUUUCCUAUUACGGACUGGCGGGCAGCGCUGUACUGUCGCUCAUUAACUACGUCCUCCUUGGCUUUGGCUUCCACGUCGAUGGGUUUUAUCUGCACUCGUUCGAGAUCUUUCUAGCUUGCACGGUCGUAUUCCCAGGAGCUGGGAACGUCGGAUUUACGCUUCUCGAAUACCGUCUCGGUCACAGAUCCAUCUUUUCCUCUCUUAUCGAGAAUCUCACCUGGGUCCCAUUCUUCUUCUUCUUCUUCGGUGGAAUGUCUAUACAUCUUUCGGUGGCCUUGCUCGCUCAUCUGUUUUCGUACAACAUCACUUGGGGAGCCACAAAGAAGGAAGUCGAACGGUCAAACUUCUUCAUCGAGGUUCCACGUAUCCUCAAACGUUUCUGGCUCGCCUUCGUUCUUUCCUUCGGUGUCCUCAUUGGGAUGGCCAUACUCACUACGGACCUCAUACCUGUUGACUGGAGGGUGGAGAGUCUCGACUGGGCCGUGAUUUUCCCGCUUGUCAUCGUAGCCGGCUGCCACAUCCUUUUCCCAAUCAUUCUCAACCCUUGGCUCAUGAUCUUCUCGUACUGA
Messenger RNA from Stereum hirsutum FP-91666 SS1, 2670 nucleotides. RefSeq lists its product as uncharacterized. The record is from RefSeq and is a predicted model, not a curated record. The transcript is spliced from 21 exons. NCBI's taxonomy places the organism in Eukaryota, Fungi, Basidiomycota, Agaricomycetes, Russulales, Stereaceae. Bases 1 to 2670 code for a protein of 889 amino acids.